Leopardus geoffroyi (Geoffroy's cat) is the source of this 10892-nucleotide messenger RNA. RefSeq names its product family with sequence similarity 184 member B (gene FAM184B). NCBI's taxonomy places the organism in Eukaryota, Metazoa, Chordata, Mammalia, Carnivora, Felidae. The coding region runs from base 1757 to 4960 and encodes 1067 amino acids. The transcript is spliced from 18 exons. The record is from RefSeq and is a predicted model, not a curated record.
UAUACAUGAGAUGGUGGGUAUAGCACAAAAUGGAGUUAGUCUUGCUCUGCUUGUCCAGGGGUAGGGGAUUUUUGUUAAAUUCCUUGGGUCCCACAUUGGCAGUGAUUCUGAUCCAGGCAUUGUGUUUUCUAAAUGAAUCGGAAACUAAGAUGUUGCCUUGGAGAGGGAAUCUAAGAUAAUAUACUAGGAGCCCAAAACCCAGAUUGGCCAUUCCUACCCAGUGUAGUAUACUGGGGUUAAAGUAAGGAAUUUAGAAGAGGAAUAUGUUGGUUUCAGACACAACUGGGCUACUUUUGCAACUGCCUGACUGUACAAAUUUUCUGGAUCUAUUCCCUUAUCUAUAAAAAUGGGUAUAGUUACCUGCGGUGUAGAGGGAUGGGAUUGUGAUUUCUGAAACCAUUUGGAAGCUUGCUUGCUUUAUCAAGAUUAUUAAAAUUCUUGAUAUAAGGCAGUUUCUAAAAUAAAAUGCAUUAACCAUGAACAUUGCUUAUUAUGUUGACGCUAUUCUUCAUAUGUUAGGAAAAUCUGAUGAGGGUGCUAUCACUUUCCCCAAAGCCCACUGUUUGAAACCAGAGAAAGCAAGUCACAAAGAAAUUUGGCCGCUAACUCUUACAUUCAACAAACAAAAAGGCACAAGCUCGAAAUCGUGACAAGAUCUGCCUCCAGUUGGCCAGUGGCCAAGAGUGUGGAGAGGGAUGAGUCACUUCCCUUUCACUGGGCUCUGUGUACUUAGACUUUCAGCUCCAUCUGUUACUCAACUACCCCAUUCCUCUUUGCUUCCUCCUUUCCCACACCUGCUACCAUCGUUUCUAUCUCUCUGAGACUUUCCCUCUUCGCUCCUGCGGCUUCUGGUACUACGCGUUCCGCGCUCUCUUCCCAGAUUUCUGUCACCAGCUCCUCGGCCGCCCCUUUGGCUUCUUCCCUUUGUUCGGUGAUCUACGGCAAUCCUCCCGCAACGUCCGGGCUCCUCCCCAAGAUGGGGGAAGGGGGAUUGCCACCCGCAGCCCCCGCUGGGGUCCGCACCGUGCGCCCUGGUCCCGGUACCUCCUUGCAACCGCGCGACUUGCUCUUUACCUCCCUGCCCCUCUCUCUAUAUCCCGCCCCCAUCUCCGCCUUCAGCGCCGAGCUCCGAGGCUCCAGAGCCUCCGGCUGAGCGCGCCCAUCAAGGUUGCCCGGUCCCUCGCCACCCGUUCGCCCCGGAGAACAUCGCCGAGGGCCCCUUCCCAGACCGCGCGCCCCGGCUGCCCGAGGCUGAGGCCGGCUCUGCUUCUUCCUUGGCUUGGGAUGCGCACCGCCGGCGGGGGCAGUCGCUGCUGAGUCCAGAGCCCUGCGCCACCCACGUGUCCGAGAGCCCGGCGCGGGGCCAGCGCGAACCUCUCCAAGGCCAGCGGCUCCUCGUCGCGGAAGCACUUCUGUUGCAGGCGAAACCCGCACGGGCGGGAGAGCGGCGCGCGGGUCACUAGCGGCACGUGCGGAUCCUCGGCGUGUCGCCGCAGGGUGCGGGUGCCCGCAGAGCCAGAGACCCAGCGAGCCAGCGAGCGAGCGAGCGCCGGAGAAGGGAGGGUGGGCGCGGGGACCGCCGAGAGGCCGACACCUCGGGGCAGUAGGGGCCGCUCGGCGGUGCGGGCGGCGGGACUGCAGUGCCACCGCUCCGGAGGAAGCCCACACGCUCACACGCCCGCGCGCGCACGCACGUGCACACCACGGGCAGCGAGAACACUAGCGAGAGCCCUUGAGGGUCGGACGCGUUUUAGCCAUGGCUUCUGUCCUUAACAGCAAAAUUCACGCGUCCGGGACUUGCCAGGGCUCCAAAGCUGAUGCCCGCGGUGGCACCGACUGGAGAAUGGAUUGGGAUCCCGAGAUGCACGUGAAAAUGUGCAAGAAGAUCGCCCAGCUCACCAAGGUGAUUUACUCCCUCAACACUCGCCAGGAUGAAGCGGAGGCCAGCGUGGAGGCUCUGCGGGAAGCCCACCGGGAGGAGCUCCAGAAGGCCGUGGCGGAGACCGAGGCCAGGCUCCUGCGGGAACAGGGCCACGCAGAGGAGGAGGCCCUGCUCCAGCGCAUUCGGGCCCUGGAGAACGCCUUGGAGCUGCAGAAGAGGCUGACCCAGGAGGCGCUGGCUCAGUCGGCCACGUGCAGGCUGGAGACCAAAGAGAGGGAGCUGAGGGUGGAGGCAGAGCACGCCGAGCGGGUCCUCACCCUCUCCAAGGAGAUGCUGGAGCUCAAGGCCGACUAUGAGAAGAGGCUCCGGCACCUGGCGAGCCACGAGACGCCCCAGUGGGGCCAGCUUUCCCAGGAGGGCCCGGAGCCCAAGGGAGAGCCAGGCCAUGGCCACGAGAUGCGGGACGUCCUCCUGGAGGUGGAGAGGCUGCGAGCAGAAAACCAGCAGCUGAGCAAGGACUACGCCCGGAAGGCUGAGGAGCUGCAGGCCACCUAUGAGCGGGACACCGAGGCCAUCCGGCAGGCCAUGCAGCAGUCCGUGAGUGAGGCCCUGUGGCAGUGGCAGGAGAAGGAGACGGACCUCCGCAAGAACUUCCAGGUCCAGGAGUCAGCCCUGCAGGCUCAGGUCAGGAAGCUAGAAGGGGAUCUGGAGCACAGGGGCCGCAAGAUAAGUGACCUGAAGAAGUAUGCCCAGAAGCUGAAGGAGAGGACUCAGGACCUAGAUGUGCAGCUCAAGGAGGCUCGGCAGGAGAACUCUGAGUUGAAAAGUACUGCAAAAAAACUCGGGGAGAAGCUGGCCAUUGCCAAAGACAGACUGAUGCUGCAGGAACGUCAUGUAACACCGAAAACCGAUGAAAUGAAGACAGAGCUAGUUGCAGAGAAUGAAGUCCUAGGGAAGGCGAAUGACCUGGAAGGCCGCAGUCUCCAUCCUCAGCAGGACCCGAACUUUCCCAAGGAGUGUCCAUGUACCAAAGGAGGCCCAGAGACACAGACCAGGAAAGAGGCAAGUAUUGAGACGGAAUAUAUGAAGAAGCAAUAUGAAGAAGACCUUCGUAAAAUCAAACAUCAGACAGAAGAGGAGAAGAAACAUCUCAAAGACCAGCUAGUGAAGCGCCUGGAAGACUUGGUAAAGAAGCACGCCAUAGAAAUCAAAUCGGUUCGCUCUUCGGUGGAGGCCGAGAGGAGGAAGCUGCAGAAGGAAGUAGAAGCACAGUUGGAGGAAGUGAAGAAGAAAUCAGAAAAUGAAAUCAAGCAGCUGGAAGAAGAGAAAGCAGCCUUAAAUGUGAAGCUCCAGAAUUCUCUGCUCGAGGUUUUAAGACUGGAAGAAUUUAUCCAACAGAAUAAGGUACAUCCCCGAAGAGGCAAAGAAAGGCCCCAGGAAUUGGACAGCCAGCGCUGUAGUAUCUUAGAGACCCAGGAUCCAUGCUCGAAGCUGAAUAAACCUCAGACCCCACCCAAAGGAGAAGAGUACCAGGAUAAGUUAGCAGCUGAAGAAGGAACCAGCAGUGAUGAAGAAGAAAGGAUCAAAGUGCCCCUCAAGGAAGGAGAUGGCCUGCAACCUCCACUGAGCUCUUUGCUGGAGGAGAAGGCACCCGACAUCCAGCGUCUGCAGGAGGAGUGGCAAAGCCAGAAGGCCAGAUUGCAAGCCCAGGUCUCCCAGAUGCAGCAGGCUCUGGAGCAGUGCGCCAGCAGCUACCGGGCGGACCUGCAGGAGCUCAAGCAACUCUCCGACCACGAAAGGGAGAAGCUGCAGCACGAGCUCCAGGAGACCGUUCAGCAGAACCAGGCCAUGAAAGCUCAGCUCGAGGCCUCCCACCAGCGAGCCUUGCGCAUGCUUGAGAAGGCCAAAAAUCAAGAGCUCAAGGCCGCAGAGGAGCGCCUGAAGAAGGAAGCCAGCCACAGCCUGCAGAUUCAGCACCAGGCUCACCGGCUGGAGCUCCAGGCCCUGGAGGAAAAGGCCCGGCAGGAGCUCCAGGGAGAGCGGGAGAGGACGCAGGCUCAGCAGGCUCUCGUGUUAGAGUCCCUGAGGCAGGAGCUGUCGGAGCAGCGGGCCGCCUGCUCUGGGCACCAGAAAGACCUGGAGGUGCUGCAGGCUGAGCUGAGGGCUCUGGGCAGCUUGGGCAAGCCGCAGGCCACCGCCCAGUGUCCAGGGGACAGUGAGGACCGCGCUGUCGCUGCCGAGGACGCGGGCGGCCCGGGCCAGGCGGGCUCCCCGAAGGGCGCCGCGGAGCCGGGUCCGAGCGAGGGCUGCGACCCCUGGGAGGAGAACUCGCAGCUCAAGGACGCAGUGCAGCGGCUGCGGGCCGAGGUGGAACAGCAUCAGCAGGAGGCGCUACAGCUCCGCGAGCAGCGCAGGCUGCUGGAGGAGGAUCAGCAAGCCCAACGGGCCCGGGAGACGGAGAAGCUACGCCAGGAACACCGGAAGGAGAUGCAGGCCAUGGUGGCGGAUUUCAGCAGUGCACAAGCCAGGCUCCAGGCCCGGCUGGCUGCCCUGGAAACUGAACUGAAGGAUUCCGGAGAGAAACCAGGGAAGGGGGCGUCCAGGCCAGAGGACGUUCAGCUCAUAGGCCGCCUGCAGACCCGCCUGAAGGAGAGAGAGGAGAUCAUCAAGCAGCUCAUGGAGGAGAGAAGAUUUCACUGUGCAGCCUUCCCCAGCGCCAUGUCCCAUCGGAACCGCUCUUUCUCUUUCAACCCUCACCCAGGAUAUUUGACCCCCUCCAUGAAGAAAAAGAAGCUGGAGGAAGUGCCCAGCCGAGUGGUCAGCGUGCCAAACCUGGCCUCCUACGCAAAGAACUUUCUGAGUGGUGAUCUGAGCUCCAGGAUCAACGCCCCUCCAAUAACGAAGUCACCCAGCUUGGACCCAAGCCCUGGCUGUGGCCAGCCUUACAAACCCACCCAGGCUCUAGAUGUGAAAACUGCCACAAGGACACAAGAUGGUGAAACAGCCCAACACAAAGAAGUCCAGCAGAAACAGGGCUCUGCCCACCAGGAAUGGUUUACCAAGUAUUUCUCUUUCUAAACUGAGUCUCAGGAUUCCAUCACAAAGAGGACACCUGAAACACAUGUAAAGCAUCUGACUGAAGGAAUGAAGUAAAAAACCAAAUUAACUUGCUUGUGACAUGAUUUAUAUGUAAUAGCCAAAACAAAUUUUGGCAUUAACAUUUCAUACUGUUUCAUUGUGAAACCAGUGCUUAAACAAAAUUCUUGACAUUAAGGUGAAAAUCAAAACAACAUAAACCAGUGUUAUCAAAAUGCACCCACAGAAAAUAUUAAUGUUACUGAUGACCCUCACAUUGUAUUUCUAGUGUCCAUAAGAUUUCAUUCCACUUUGUGGAAUAUCAGGCUUUGUGAUUUCCAUGAUCUACUUUAAAAGUGGUUUCACUUGUCCUUAGAAUGCUAGUCAUCUCCACUUGAAAAGUAUUUCUGUGUAAAUGACAGAAUUACAAAAUGCACAUUCAACCUCACUAGGAAGAAGAAUAAAAGUUCGAAAUACUCAUGAAAACCAAUUACAAACACAAAACAAGGCAAAACUAGGAGUGGAUGACAGCAACCCUUGGCACACUUCGACCGAGUGCUCUGACUUCCUAAGUCCAGGACCUGAAGUAGACGAGAGAGGGGAUAACACCUACCUCAAAAGGGGCUUUUGGAGAAGUAAGCAAAAUAGGAUAGGUAUGAUACCAAUCACGAACUGGAAUUAACCACUGCCAGAAUUUUUCUGUGAAUAACCGAGCCUCACUCUGUCAUAUGACUGUAGUUUCAACUUGGUCACUUGUGAAAGUUUCUAGAGUAUUCUUUGAAGUCAAAGAUCUACUGAGCCCAUAGUCUUUGAGCCUGGGCCCUUUGCCUCAUGGUGCAUUGCUUCCCCAUCACAUGGAUGCUCAGUACUGUAAGGGAAUCGGGACUGGCCAUUCAUGGUGCUGACCCAUGUCAGUCCACACUGAAUAGUCUGACCUUCUGAUGGAGCAGUGUGAUUUGACAAGACUCAAUACAAUUUGGGCAAAAUAUGUUCUCAAUCCUUUGGUGCUGGCCCCACACGUGGCCAUAAACAUUUAUUCUAUGCACUGUCAAAUCUUUGCUCUUUGAAUAAAACUUUAAACUGGGCAAUUAAAAAUGGCUGUGACUUGUAUUGUUUUCCCAAAGAAAGGUGAAAGUAGAUGAAGACAGUUUGGAAAUAAGAAAUUCACAUUAAUCUCAAUCAGCUCAACUUUAAAUGAAAAGUAGCUGCUUACAUAAUUUUGGGAGAAAUGCAAUUACAACUCAAAUUACAACUGACAAUUUAAAGGUAAAAUCACUAUCUUUUUUAAUGUUUUUAAGGUUUAUUUGUUUUGAGAGAGUGAGCACACGUGAGAGGGUAAGGGGCAGACAGAGAGGGGAGAGAAUCCCAAGCAGGCUCUGACACACUGUCUCCAGGGCUCAAUCCCACCGACUGUGAGUCAUGACCUGAGCCGAAAUCAAGAGUCGGACACAAAACCAACUGAGCCACCCGGAGGCCCCUAAAGGUAAAAUUCCUAUCUAAUCAAAACACGUGGCCCCAAUAAGAUAAUUUCUUAAAUGAAAAUACUUGUUACCAUACAUGUAACAUGCCAUGUUAUUUCUCAGUAUCAAUUUUUUUUAGUGAUCUUGUUUCCUGCUUAGGGUGAGCACUGUAGGAUUAUGCUUGCGUUCUGUGUUUUAAGAACUAAACUAGUUUUGUGUUUUAAAAACUAAACUACGUACAGAUAGUUGUACUGUUUAUCGAAACAUUCUUCCAACACUGCAACUACUGAUGACUAGCAACGUAGGCUGCACUUUAACUCAGCAUGACACCUGCUGCAGGGACAGAAUUUUAUUGAGACUCUACAUCUGUUUGAUUUCUUUCUUGUUGCAGGUGAGUGAAAGAUUGUUAAAUUUCUAGAUUCCACACUACAAUAAUUGUAUCUGUUAACUAAAUCUGAGCAUGCUUCUAUCAUUUAUUUCCUUAGGACACAUUCCUUGGGUAUCUAAGUAAAGCAUCAAAGGACACAUGCUUAAGCUUUUUGAUAUAGCAGAAUUAUCAUCCAGAAAGUUUCUCUCAAGGUUCCACCUUCACCACAGUGAAUAAAAUCCUCUCUGUACCCUAGAUAAUACUGACAAAGAAACUCAAUUUGAUAGAUAAAACAUUCUUCUGGUUUUUGUGUAUAUAAUCAGAUUCCAUCAAUCUCUCAAGAGUGAGUGGUCCAGACGUGACAGUGAUGGCUUGGGGAAAACAGUGCAGAUGAAGAGAAAUGAACUGAUUCAGGAUUGAAUCAGGAGGGAGAAACAGCAAGAUUUGGUGAUAAAUCUUGUUAGGCUCUUUUAGGACAGAAGGAGGGGCUAACAUACGGCUGGAGCAAAACUGUAAAGGAAGAUUGCUGUAAAGUGUUUCUUAAUUAGGGUAGAAAAGACUGAACGCGCUCAAGAAAUGGCUGCAUAUAGUGUGCCUGAACCCUUAUUAGUUGCUCUAGCAUUGAUGUAACAUCCAACACAGUAGUUGUGAGUGAGGCUACUUGGUCUAUAUUCUCUCCAGGAUCCAUCUGGAUUCUGCAAGGGCGACGUUAGGAAAUUAAAUGGAGCUGUGAUAGGGAACUGUCCCUGCAUUCUUCAGAUUUCUUAAGUAGGGCUAAUCUCCACCAUCACCCCUGGGGAUGCAAUACUAUUUUUGAUCUACUCCCUCCUGCUAGUUCCUCAGCUGUCUCCCCUCACCCUACAGGUGAUAAUCAAAGAUGCCCCAGGCACUCGGAGUGGCUGUUGACUGUUAAGUCCUGUUAGUCAUUAUCCCUCCAUGGGGAGUCAAGACAGUGAGAUGCUAACCAGCCAACUCCACUGUUCUUGUACACAGUAUGCCCCCUUACCUUCCAAUGUUCGGUCCUUGUACUGACAAUGUUCCCUUCCACUGGGACGUCUCCCUGUGGCACCACUGGUGGAAUCUUCAGCAAGUGGGCCAUUGGCAACUACACCGCCAUGGGUCUUCCUUGCCAAUUGGGACAGUGCAUGAGCCAGUCCCCAGGCCCCAUCCUACUGCCUGCUCUCAGACCACGUCCACUAACAGCCAUGUCAGUCAGGUCCUCCAGGAGCUAUCUCCCAAGACACAAUUAGAAUUAGAAGACAUUUAUUGGGGAUUUCAAUGGCCCUCAGCCAAGGACCACCAGAAACACAUCUGCAGGGAACAAGUUAGGUUUAUUACUUGUUGCAAUAGGGAGAAUGCUCAUUGCGGAGAUGGUAGGGCUUCUCAGAAAGAGGGUGUUAGAACCUAUUUCAGAAUUCUGGCUUUGGUGAGUGAUUUCAGACAGCCUAAGGAUGCAAGGGUGCACUCUAGAUUGGAUGCUGUAAACAAGUCGGGGCAAUUCUAUGACUGGGUGCCUGAAAGAAAAUUUUAUUUGUUCGGAGCACAGACUAGAGUGAAGAUAAAGCUGAAAAUAGUUAAAAAAAAAAAAAAAAGGCAGUUACUCACUUCAGUCAGAAGAAUGUUUGGUGGGUUAACACUGUGACCUUAUUUUUUCUCUGAGCCUAGACAAAAUGAUGAGGUGCUUUUGUUUUGUCCUACUUUAUCAUGGUCUUGGAGCAACUCUGAGUUGGUAUUCUGAGACUGUUCAUGUCCAACAGGAGAAUAACAUGGCCUAGUUGGAUAAGUGUCCACAACACAGAUCAGUAUCUGGAUGUCAGGGACAGGUUUUUCUUCCCCUUCUCAGGAAAAACCACCUGUAACAUAAAGGGAAGAGGAAGCCUAAGGCAAGAAGAGCCUUCAGACCAUGGUGCAGGUUGACACCAGUGAAAGGGAGGCCAAGGAAGAUUUGGGCAAAGAAGCUCAGACAAUAAGACAGCACCAAAAAGUCUUGGCCAGGCCAGUGGGAGCUCCAGAGCAAAGACUGCCCAUGAGGAGUCCCAUGUUGAACAGGAAUGACCUGGCUUCAGUACCCCACCUGUGUCUGAUCACAGCCAGGGAGAGUAAAGAAGAUGAAGUGGCCAGUAACCAUCAUGAGCACAGUGAUGGUGGUAUGGAAGGGGCAGGCUGAAAAAGGAGGAAGAGAAGGAGAGAUGCUGGAGACUGUGAACGAGGGGCAGGGAGAUAGGGCAUCAGCUCAGGUACCGAAGGAAUGUUAAAGAUGGGAGAUGAAGAACUCUUGUGAGCCGCAGGGAAUGAUCCAGGAGACAGGGGAUGCGGAAGACGGACACCACCCAAGGAUUAAGCCCUAGAGAAGGUGACUGCCCUGGGGCCCAGAACCCUGGUGGAAAGGCUGGUCCUACACAGGGUAGGCACUUCAGGAGAUGGAACAGGAAGGAAAAAAAGGAGACCCUGAAGAUGUGGGUAGGUUUGUCCUUCUGGGACUGGAAAAGUAAGGGAAAUCCUAGCUGAUGGUUUCUUCUCACUGAAGACAGCAACUCAAGAGCGUUUUCUACGUUAAUCACCAAGAGAUUAAAAUGAUAUUCAUAGCUAAGAUUGAAAAGUUGUAUUGACAGAAAACUCUCAAUUCAUAAUAAAGAAAUGGCAAUAACUGGUACUUGCAUGAAUUCAAAAUAUUUUCACUAAGCACCAAAUAGAAUAGUUCUCAAUCUUUUCACUAAGAACCUCUUUAUUAUUCAAAGACUGCCUAAAACUUAAGCAGUUUAUUUAGGUUUUUAACCAAGAAAUCAAAGCUGUUGGGAUGCCUGGGUGGCUCAGUCGGUUAAGCGUCUGAUUUUGGCUCGGGUCAUGAUCUUACAUUUCGUGUCAGGCUCUGUACUGACAGCUCAGAACCUGGAGCUUGCUUCAGAUUCUGUGUCUCCCUCUCUCUGCCCCUCCCCCACUCAUGCUCUGUCUCUCCCUCUCUCUCAAAAAUAAACAUUAAAAAAAAAAUUAAAAAGGGGCACCUGGGUGGCUCAGUCGGUUAGGCGGCCGACUUCAGCUCAGGUCAUGAUCUCAUGGUUCAUGGGUUCAAGCCCCAUGUCGGGCUCUGUGCUGACAGCUUGGAGCCUGGAGCCUGCUUCGAAAUCUGUGACUCCCCCUCUCUCUGUGUCCUUUUCCCAGCUCAUGCUCUGUCUCUGUCUCUUAAAAAAUAAAUAAAUGUUAAAAAAAAAUUUUUUUUUAAUUAAAAAAAACAAAAAAGAAAUCUAAAGCUGCCAAUCAGAGCUUCGAAUUGGCAUGAAGUGACCAGGUUAACAACCCUGAGGUCAUAUAUUGUGAGUAAAACCUUUUUUUAAAAGCUUUGUUUAACCUAUACUGAGGGAAUUUGUUAGCCUCAGGCUGUGUACCCCACACACGGGCACACAAACAAAAAUGAGUAAAAAGUAUUACGCAUAAAAAAUAAAUAAUAAGUGGUUCCUGUACAUUCAGAGAGGAACAAUGCCUACUUCUAAUGAGAGGCACUGAGACAGAUGCAAAUCACUAACCUCCGCAAAGAGAACCAUGCAAGGUUGGUAGAGAGAGAGGUAGUCCUGUGUCUUGAGGGGUGAGGCAGAAAGCAUGCAGUGGCUUCAGGGACCAGAUGGCAUCAGACCAAACAACCAUGAAUGGAUGGGUAUCAGUGUUAUAUAGGGAGGGCCUUCAAGGCUGAAGGAAAUAAAACACUUCAGGACACUGAGUCACAGAAGUAUUGCCUGUUCGGAAGACAAUAGAGCAUCUGUUUUGGGUAAAGAGAUGUAAUCUGAUUAGAUUGUAAACAACGAGAAAGGAAAAUCUCAUCCAAGGAGCACCACACACAAUGCCGGUCUGGACUUCUCAACGGCAGCUCAACAGAGAAUCUCACUGGCCCAUGUAACCAACAAGAGGGUAAAAUGUCUUCCCAAAUGCUGAGAUCCCAUGAUCUUCGAGGAUGGUGAGUCGCUGAGAGUCACCUGCAGCCCAUUCUCCACCCCAAGACCCCAGUCCCUUGGAAUCAAUGUCACUCAUUAGCAAGAUCCUUCCUUAAUGAGAAAUUCUGCUACAAAAAAAACAGAAACAAAAACAACACAAGCAAACAAAACUGAAAGUGAAAAGA